Messenger RNA from Sinocyclocheilus anshuiensis, 1537 nucleotides. RefSeq names its product histone deacetylase 11-like. Bases 68 to 442 code for a protein of 124 amino acids. Gene Ontology annotation, molecular function: histone deacetylase activity. The record is from RefSeq and is a predicted model, not a curated record. Lineage: Eukaryota; Metazoa; Chordata; Actinopteri; Cypriniformes; Cyprinidae. Gene Ontology annotation, biological process: epigenetic regulation of gene expression. Gene Ontology annotation, cellular component: histone deacetylase complex. The transcript has 3 exons.
AUAUGGGUACCAUGGCCGAACCAGGGCGAUUAAACGAAAAGUGGAGCUAGACUGGGGCACAGAAGACAUGGAGUAUCUACAGAAGGUGGAGCUCCAUUCAGAAGGGGCGCUGAAUGAAGUACGGCCCGACAUCAUCAUAUACAAUGCAGGCACGGACGUUCUUGAUGGAGACCCUCUCGGAGGUCUGGCUAUAUCCCCACAGGGUAUUGUAAAGAGAGAUGAGAUCAUCUUCAGGGCAGCCCAGCGACGAGGAAUCCCCAUCCUUAUGGUUACGUCAGGGGGCUACCAGAAGAAAACUGCUCGCAUUAUUGCUGAUUCCAUCUUGAAUCUGCACAGACAGGGCUUGAUUGGUGAAGAGGCUGUAGAAGGUGUGGGACCCUCACAUGUCCCGCUCAUGAUGAGCAAAUCUGUGUCAUCAGGGGCCACGUUCAGUGCCAUUUAAACUCUCCUGAUCUUGGACCUUGUCAAAGACGCUGUUCUGUUACCUAAUGCAAACACUUAGAAUUAAUAUAUAAUGUUCUGGUCAGGGAUCUAAUGGUUUGGUAGUUUGGACUGAAAUUGACUCAGGAUAGUUUUCGUAGUUCAUUGAUUUGAACUAUUUAACUCGUAUGUUGCAUUUUUUGUGAUAGUUUUGGUAAGAAAUUUUGAGAUUGGGUAAUAUUUUCCAUUUUUCCAUCAUUUCUUAAGGGUCUUUUAUGCAAUGCUUGUUUGCACAUAAAAUUUUCAAAGGAAUAGCUUACCCAAAAAUACAUUUUGUCAUCAUUUGCUCACACUCAUUCCAAAUCCAUUCAGUUUUAUUAUAUGGAAAAGAACAUUUCUCAUUUUGUGUUCCACAGAAGAAAGACAAUUAUACAGUUUUGGAAUGACAGAAUUUUCAUUGUUGGGUGAACUAUUCGUUUAAACCAUUUUAAUUGGUGCCCACAAGUUGGAAUUGGAAGGGAAUUGAUUUCUUCUCAAUUUCAAAGUCAAAAAACAAAAACUAAGGGAUAUUGUACAUUCAUUUCUCUAGAAGUCCCCAGUUUGAGAUACACACACAAGAAAAAUAUACUGUAUGCCAGGAGUUGAUUUUAUUGAGCGAUUUGUGGCAGCUCUCUGCAACAUUAUAUUAGAUUUACUCAAAAUUAAAUUAUACCAUUAUGAAUCAAUUUUGGAUUCAUUACAGAUUCCUCAUUGCGUCGACCUGCUCUGCUAUCACGCCUUAAAUUAUUCUGUGACAUUAAAUGGAAGUUGCUCUUAGGACGUGCUUUUGUGACCAGUUGGUUUUAGCAGCACGCUGGAAUUCUCAUUUGUGUGCAUCAGCAGGUGGACCACUGUCAGGCUAAGUGCUUUCUAUCAUAUUACGCCUGGCAGGCUUUUGAAACGUCUUCAGGCUGAGGCCGGGGCUCUCUCUAUUAGGAAAUGAAACUCUUCAUUGGAGAGUCCGAGAGACACUGCAGUUGGUUACCAGUGACAGUUCUAAAGCCGUCAUCUUGUCUGCCUCAAUUUAACAAAAUGGUUCCUGUCAUCUAGAGCAGGGUUUCCCAAACUUUUUUUAGUC